AUCUAAUGGCAUUGGUGAAUUUCUUGUCAUUUGUGUCAUAUUGUUUGUAUCUAUUCGAAACAGUUUUGUAAGUUGCAAAGAGACGUUCGAGGUGAUUUGUGUUUAAGAAAUUCAAAGUGAUAAGAAGCCAGUUGUUACUAUCUUGAGAUUCAGUUACAUUCAGAAGGACGGAGCUGCCAUUUUCGAGUGCAGUGUCUGGCAGAUUCGAAAUGGCCUGCUUGUUUCACUUUCUUUGGUGUGAUCAUUGAGCCUACUUCCUGUUUGGAAGCGUUUGAAGCAUGGUAACUGUCAAAAUAUAAGUUGGAGCCCACUAGUUAAGCUCUCGUUUUAUUCAUAUCGUUUGUCUGUGCAAAUACUAUUGAUAUCACCUUUAUUAGAAGUGAGGUUUAAUAGACUGGCCUGAAAACAAAUAAAAGGCAUAAAAUGUAUCUCCUAGUCUCACGAAGAAGGGAUUUCAAGUAUUAUAACCAAAGACGUCGUUAGUUGAUGUGGAUUUUAAAUCUCAAUUCUUCGUUGCUCUCUAGCCCGCCCCAUUUAUUCCGUUAAAAAGUUGGUAGCCCUCCCUUUCAAACCCUUAGGGGUUUUGACCCUCACAUUUCCUGUAGAUGGCUUCAGAAGAAACAACUCACCGCUCCUCUCAAGAAAAGGGUAUAGAUAUAUUAGCUGACAAACUCUCUCUAGCUGCUGCUGUAGACCGCCUUUUGGAGGAAGCAUCUUUUGUAGAAGCUCUAUAUUCCAAUGAAAGCCUUCAAACACUAUUGAACGAAGUGGAACGUAUGCAAGCUUUUUCCGAAAUUCUCCACGUGCACCAAAGAAACGUAUUAUCGUUUCUCAAGCUUGCUGUUGAUUCCGAAGAUUCGCAACCUGCUAUGGUUUGGAACUACGUUGCUGAACAAUUACUAUCAGUAAUCUCCGAUGACCUGGUGAAUGAAGAUUCCUGUGCAAAAGUUGUUGCUGAACUCAAAGGCCUUGCUGUUGUAUUAGAUGCUUCUCGAUAUGAAGGCAGCCAACGUCUUACUUUAUUGAAGGAGUCAAUGAAUCAGAUCUUUGAGAUAAGGGAAGAUUUUAGUGAAACAGUUAUCAACUACCUCUCUUUGAAAAGUCACGAAGUGCAUCAACUCUUCAAGGAUGCAACCAAUGCCAAGAAGUUUAAAACAGCCAUAUCAAAAUAUCUGAAAAAACAUCAACAGGAGACACUGAAUCAUUUAAAACUCAUAAUUGCUGAACUUGAAAGAGGUUAUGGAGAACCUUGGUUGUACAAAAUGUGCAAACAGCUAUAUGGACUAUUACCUAAUAGAACAAAAAUACGCAAACAACGAAGGCGUUUAAGUGAACCACCUGCUGUUGAAAAAUUGAGUGGACUUCAUCUCGACGUUAGCGAAGUCAAGAAGGUUUUAGAAAGUCACUACUCAAACGUCAAUCAGACAGUUGAUGAAAAAGAUGGCUCAGAGAAGCGUUACUUGCGCAUGCUUCCUAGCACCGCGAUGCCUUUGUUGAAUUAUUCUAUUUUGAAGAAGGACACAGGAGGCCCUGUAUCAACGGCUCAAAAAGAAACUUUGUCCUCAGAACCCAUGGAACCUGUUUCUUCAGAACCCAAAGCUGAUAAGAAACAAACCCCAGAAAAGGGCAAAAGCCACAGUUUAACGGAACCACAAUCGAAUGCAAGAGAGGUUUCAUGGGACUCACUUCCUAAUACUGAGCGAGAUAGAACUGACGGAGACAGUGAGAAGGCAUCAGAGGACAAAUAUGAUCAGCAAACGACAUCAUUGGCUCCAUUACGAAGAGUCGAGAAACGUAAAAUGUCUCCGAUUAAUAAAGAAGCAAGUCCAAGUAGCGCAAAAAGAGCAUUGAAGAAAAAGAAUUCGUAUCAUCGAUGGGAUGAUCAUCAGGACUAUUUGCUCAAGAAAGGAAUUGAGAAACAUGGACUUGGAGAGUGGAAAGCUAUACUGGAUGACCCGGAACUGGAUUGGCCUUCUUACCGUACAAAUGUUCAGCUGAAGGAUCGUGCACGUACUCUUAAGAUCGUUUGACGAUCAUUUUUCCGUUGCUUGAAAAUUGAGUAAUAAAUGAGUGUUUAUUUGCACUAGAAACAGUUCCAUG
This is a messenger RNA of Galdieria sulphuraria, 2100 nucleotides long. RefSeq names its product DNA-binding protein, putative. Gene Ontology annotation, molecular function: double-stranded telomeric DNA binding. The transcript has 6 exons. The coding region runs from base 606 to 2030 and encodes 474 amino acids. The record is from RefSeq and is a predicted model, not a curated record. NCBI's taxonomy places the organism in Eukaryota, Rhodophyta, Bangiophyceae, Galdieriales, Galdieriaceae.